UGGCGUCACUGCUAGUGAGGGGGAGCUUUGAGGAUGCUCCGCUGAGCUGGGAGGGAAUACAUUCGCUGCUUAGUUUGCAUUGAGAGCUCAGCCAUUAUCAGCUGUACACUAAGGACAAGGACUCCUCUGCAGAAUCCUUUUCCACACCCUGUGCUUGACGGCUCCUCUGCCUUUUCUCAGCUGCAGCCAUGAAUUAUCUGCGUCGGCGUCUCUCGGACAGCACGUUCAUCUCCAACCUGCCCAAUGGCUACAUGACAGACCUUCAGAGGCCUGACCCUGCUCAGCCUCCUCCACCUGCCUCCACCACCCCUGCCAAGUCUCCCACAGCUGGGCCAACACCUCCAGCCACUUCGCCUGCUCCAGAGAGGAAACCGCAGCCAGCUCAGUCGACGGGAGCAGGUUUCUUUAGUUCCAUAACCAACGUUGUGAAGCAGACAGCUGCUUCAGCAGGGCUGGUGGAGCAGACCCAAGUCACGACACCAAAGAAGUUUAAGAUUCUUUUUGUCAUUGACGAACCAACACAGGAGUGGGCAAAAUUAUUCCGGGGAAAGAAAAUACAUGGGGAUUAUGACAUCAAAGUGGAACAGGCUGAAUUCAAUGAGAUCAACGUCGUAGCUCACGCCAACGGAACCUGCAUGGUUAACAUGCAGGUUUACAGAAACGGCACCAAGGUUGUCAGGUCAUUCAAGCCAGACUUUGUCCUCAUUCGUCAACAUGCCUUCAGUAUGACUCAGAAUGAAGAUUUUCGCAACCUGAUCAUCGGUCUGCAGUAUGGUGGCGUCCCAAGCAUCAACUCCCUCGAGUCCAUCUACAACCUGUGUGACAAGCCGUGGGCGUUUGCCCAACUUAUCAACACCUUUAGGAAGUUGGGUGCUGAUAAGUUCCCUCUGAUUGAGCAGACCUUUUACCCAAACUACAAAGAGAUGGUAAGCAUGCCAUCAUUCCCUGUUGUUGUGAAGAUUGGACAUGCCCAUUCCGGUAUUGGCAAGGUGAAGGUUGACAACCACAGUAAGUUCCAGGACAUUGCCAGUGUUGUUGCUCUCACUCAGACCUACACCACCACAGAACCUCUGAUCGACUCAAAGUACGACAUCCGGAUCCAGAAGAUCGGCACCGACUACAAAGCAUACAUGAGAACAUCUAUAUCUGGUAACUGGAAAAGCAACACGGGCUCAGCUAUGCUUGAACAGGUCGCUAUGACUGACAGGUACAAGUUGUGGGUUGACACCUGCUCAGAGAUUUUCGGGGGUCUGGACAUUUGUGCAGUUAAAGCUAUCCAUGGGAAAGAUGGCAGAGAUUACAUCACAGAGGUGGUUGGUUCUGCCAUGCCUCUGGUAGGUGAACACCAGGCUGAGGACCGGCAGCUCAUCACUGACAUGGUGAUGGAAAAAAUGAACCAGGCAGCUGAGAAGGAAGCGAAUGCUCCCCAGAGACCUACCACAAUUCAGCCAUCUCAGGGAGCUGGACAGAAGGGAGAAAUCACUGGCGAACCCACUAAGAAUGGUACCGGGCGCCCUCCUCAAGGUUGUCUGCAGUACAUCCUCGACUGUAAUGGCGUUGCAGUGGGUCCAAAACCAGUCCAGGCCAACUGAGUAACCCAGGAGAAGGGGGAGAGUCUCAGAGUCUAGAUAACACUGACGUACCUUAGCUGAACCCGAAGGCAUACGUGUGGGGGAAUGCCGAUAACUAGAAUCAGAUCGUGGGGGUGUGAGCUCGGUACAACCAAGUGCUGGCCUGGACUGUGUUUUUAACUCUAUGCAGUGUCAAAAUGUACUGUCUAGUUGUUGACGGGUUGAUUUGUGUGCUUGUAGAGGUCACCUAUGUUUCAGUAGCUGUGGUUUUUCUUUGGGGCUGUUGUUGAUUAUGUAAAAAGCAGAUUGUGCCUACACUGAGUUCAGUGCUGCUCUGUGCUACCUGUUUGACCCAGCUAUGAAUCUUUUUAUUUGCCCCCCGACCCUGAUUUUCUUUUUUCUUUUUUAAGUGUGUACCUUUAGAUAUUGUUCAAACUGUGGACAGCCGUACAGUUUGAAGUUUGUGUAUAUCUCAAUAUGUGUACCGUAAGUGGGUGUGUAUGGCUGUAGUGGUGAUUAUUUUCGUACUUAUACUAGUAGAUAUUUAUUUUUGUUUUGCAUGAUUGAUACAAAGGCAGGUGCAAGUCAUUUUUAACUGUCCGAUCAAGUGGGAUGUUUGUGUAACAUCGCUGUUACAUCGCUGUGUUUAUCUAAAGCUGUGUUCCCUGUGAUCCAUGCAUUGUGAAUAUGUCAUAAGAAAUGCAUAUUAUAAGUUCUACAGGAUACAGUGUACACAUACAAUAGAGACAUACAGUAUUUUGCCUUUCUCAACAUUCAUUUUUUCCAUCUAUAACAACAUAAGUGUCGCGAGAAAAGAGAUUAUAUAGAGUGAUUAUAGAGUAUUAAUGGAUGGACGUAUAAUAUUAGAAUAUUUAUUAAAGAUUUUAUCAUGAAAAAAACUGUGCAGCAGCAAUUUCAAUAUAUUUAUAUAAUUUUGAGCCAAAGAAAAUAUUAUUUACUUUAAAUCAGUCUUUGCACUCCAGUAACCCACAAUGUAAAUACCAGAGGGGACUGUUAAUGCUGCAGUUUGUCACAUAAGGGGGUGCAAUUUCAUUAGGGAGCAGUGCUUCGACACAAUACUUCUCUUUUCAAAUUGCCUGUUGUAAAUCACACCCCAGUGAGCUAAUGCAGUUGUUGUCUUUUUGCAUUCCGUUUUGUGGCAGAUAUAAUGUCUGAUAAUGAAAAGGUGCGUAAUGUAUGAUCUGCCUUGAAAUGCCAGAUAUGAAUUUGCCCCACCCCCCACCCCCCACCCCACCCUGUUGCUCCCACACUGGAUAUCAGCUAUCGUGGAGGUGUUGCCAUGACAACAAUGCCAAGUGCUCUGAGAUUUAGUGUGGACUGCUGUAGUCGUACAGUGCCUGCGUUACUGCCAUUCAAAGAUUCCUGUGAGUUGAUGGAGAGUGCAAUAUAAAUCUUGUUUUUUUACAAAUUCAAUAAUGUAAUUUAUUUUGAAAUCAGAUCUUCCAUCAAAUUGAUUUAAAAAGCUAUAGUCAUCCCCACAUUCAUAAAAAAAAAAAACAUUUCAAAGCAUUUUUGUUUUCUUACACAAAUGUCACAAUCACUUGUUGUUGUCCGGUGGCUUUUGUGGAGGCCAUUUCACAUAUCUAAUACCCUAAAUGGUGAAACAGCUAAAAAGCAACCAAAUCAACUGUAAAAAGAAAUCUGUACCGUUUUCCAACAAUUUGUUUGUUACUAUAGUAUAAAAUCUGUUCAGCAAGCUCUGUGUGCAGUUCUUUUCAAAGUUGUAUAAGUGCCAUUGUGUCUGUGAGCGUAUCCCUUGUACAAGCCAUGCCUGAGGCUUUAUGGAUGUAUUGAUCUGUUUAAUAGGAAAUAUGCCAUGACAUUGAUUUCCAAAGGAAGAACAUGCAGGUACCACAGUCAGUAAUAGCUGCAUGGUUAGUCCUUGGUUUGGUGACUGUCAUUAAACAUUUGCUAAUUUAUCACUGGGUGUGUUCAUUUGGUCGUUGUGUCGGGAUGAAACUUCUGUCUUCAGACCCAGUGGACUGUGACUAUUACAGGCCGUGGUACUUUGAGAACCGGUGUUGAGCUGUUUAAAUCAAGAUCAGAACACAAUAUGUUGUGGAAAAAAACUAAUCCUUUCUGGAUAUUUCCCCUCUGUCACUGGCAAUAAAGCUUCCUUUGCAAUAUA
Amphiprion ocellaris (clown anemonefish) is the source of this 3720-nucleotide messenger RNA. RefSeq names its product synapsin IIa (gene syn2a). Gene Ontology annotation, biological process: neurotransmitter secretion. The record is from RefSeq and is a predicted model, not a curated record. NCBI's taxonomy places the organism in Eukaryota, Metazoa, Chordata, Actinopteri, Pomacentridae. Bases 189 to 1592 code for a protein of 467 amino acids. Gene Ontology annotation, molecular function: ATP binding. Gene Ontology annotation, cellular component: synaptic vesicle membrane; synaptic vesicle. The transcript has 11 exons.